UAGGAAAAGCUGCUGCUGCACCGAGGUUCCUUACCGGCCUGCGGAGCCUGGUGGUUCCAUUCUUCACUUGCAGAGUCACUGGAAAACUGACAGCUUGUCUGACGGCUCCCCAUGUCACGUGACCCCACGUGACUCCCAGAGCCCGCCCGUUCGUGGAGGUCUGUUGCCCUGACAACAGCUGGCCUGCCGGGACUUUCCGGAAAGCGCGGGCUCCCGGUAGCAGUGUUUCCAGUGCCUUAAGUACUUUUAGGAUGCUUUCUGUGUGAAGUGAAAAUUACUCACUAUGGCUCGCUAUUCCAAAGAAGAACUUGAUGAAGAAUUUGAACAAUUUAUGAAGGAGCUUUCAGAUGAUUCUUUUGAAAAUUCAAACCAAACACCUAGACAACCAAGAAAAGAAAUGAAGGAGAAAGAUACAGUGCCUUGGUGGAUAACUGAAGAUGAUUUUGAUGAUGGACUGCUUGGGACAAAUGUGAGCUAUUUGAAGACAAAGAAGACUUCUCAGCCUAUUAUGGACUCAGAAGAGGAGUCUGCUGAGAAAGCUCAAUUUCUUAAGAGCAGUGGCACCUCCAUCUUAAGUGUUGACAGCCUAGAAGCCAAUGAAUUAGUCGUAUCUGAGCUCCAUCAUAGUACCCUGGGGUUGGGGUUGGACACAUUAGAAGAACAAGAAGAGAAGGAGCAGUUCUUUGCCAGACUUGAAAAAGGCUUGACAUCUUCUAUUGAUUAUUCCAAAUUAAAUCAAGAACUGGAUUCUGAUGACUCCACACAAUUCAGAGCUUUACAUAGUUAUCACACUAACACAGAACCAGCUGAAGAUGGACAUGAGAAUGAAUCAGAACAUGAGGGACUGCCAGAAACAUACAGUGAUGAUUUUGAAGAUGCAGAGGAUGUUGAUGCACAUUUGAUUACUAAAGAUGAAGAGACCCAUCCCAAGGAAAACUCAGAGUCAGGAAAAGCUAAUGUUCCCACACAGGAGGAAGAGAAAACUGGAAUGCUGGCUAAUGUUGUGCUGCUCGAUUCUUUAGACUCUGUUGAGGAUGUCGAUCUUCCUGAUCAAAAGAAAGAAAGCCCUAAAGCAAAGGCCCUCCCAGAAAUGACUGGUGGGGAGCUAGCGGGAACAGGCGCUUCUUAUGGCCAGAGCAGUGGGGACACCGAAGCCCUGCACCAGGCUUACUGUCAUAUAGCUCAUUCUCUGGGGGACACAGACGAACCAAGAAUUGAGGCCAGCACUAUGGGAAAUGUCAAGAGCGCCGGAAAAGAUCAUCUUCAAGAAAAUGAAGAGUCUUCAAAGAACAUUUCUACCACAGAAUCCGAUCUGCCCACAGUAGAGGAGCUGAUGAAACCCAUCAGGAUAGACUCCUAUGGGGUCAGUGGCUUUGACUUGUCACCCAUCAGCCUUAGGAAAGCAGCUGAGGGUAAAGAAGGGGGCUCUGUGAGCUCUUUACCCCUUAAGACGAACGCGAGCACUGUGACUGAAGACCUCACUCCCGCGAGCCCAUUUCCCCACCACGACGACCAGAGUGCCGCUUCACACAGGACAGUGGGUGCCAGCGUGGGCGGCGGCUGUCUGGCAGCAACUGGCGUGGAAGAGCGUUUGGACAAAAUGUACCUUGAGAUUUUGAGGAAAAAAACAACCGUUAACCCUUCACUCUUACCUCAGGAUGACAAAACGAGCCAGGCUUCCAGGACCCAGCUCAGUGCUGGGGAAGAGGGACCUGUAACUGGCAAACAGGUUCUGUACAAGAAGGUCAGAAGUGCACCUCCUCUGCUUAAGAGAAAGCCACAGAGUGGACUGUAUGUUUCCACACGCAGCUCAGGCUACGGCAAACCCAGUUCACCGCUCCAGUUACUUUCUGCUCUUGAAAAGAAAACUUCAAAGGACAGUACAAAAAGUAAAAACGUGAGGGCCAUUCCCACCUCACGUCAGUUUAGGAGAAAAGAAAUAUUAUCUGGAACAAAACUCAUCAAGCCUGCAGCUUUGAAUAAACCAUCCCCUCAAAGUGAAGGUAGCCUAGCUACACCUAAGAGGCCUGAAGAUGCCACAGCUGACUCCGCUGUCCAGUUUCAGACUGAGCCUUCAGGGUCCUCUGGCGGGAACAGAGAGAAAGAAUUGCUAAUGUUGAAAAGAGCUCAGGAUGCAGAGGAAAAAUGGAGGGGUGCAGAAGCCCUAAUUGAACAAAUUAAAAUCACAUUCUCAGCAAAGGAGAAGGAGCUGGAGAACACACUGGAGAAUCUGAAGAGACAGCAGGAAAGGGAGCUCUUCAAACUGAACCAAGAAAACUACAUUCUUCAGGCCAAGUUAAGUAGCCUUGAAGAAACAAGCAGGAAGCAGAGAUGGCUGCAGCUUGGAGAAACCUCGGAUCCCAUCACUGGAGAAAAACUGAAACAAAUCCAAAAAGAGAUACAGGAACAAGAGACACUUCUUCAAGGAUAUCAGCAGGAAAAUGAAAGAUUGUAUAAUCAAGUAAAAGAUCUCCAGGAACAAAAUAAGAAAAACGAAGAGCGAAUGUUUAAGGAAAAUCAGAAUUUAUUUAGUGAGUUAGCCUCUUUAAAAGAACAGAUGCACAAGGAUCGUUUCCUGUCUCAAGUAGUUGGAAAUGCAGAACCCAUCAAAAACCAGAGUUUUACAGAUGUGCUAGCCGAAUUACGGGUGGUACAGAAAGAGAAAAGCCAUCUGAUGGAAGACAUCAAGAGACUGAAGCAAGACAAACAAGCUCUGGAAGUGGACUUGGGAAAAGUGAAGAAAGAGAGGGACCAGGCCAAAGAUCAGAUUGCUUAUGCCACAGGUGAAAAAUUAUAUGAAAUAAAAAUCUUAGAAGAAACACAUAAACAAGAAGUCACUCGUCUGCAGAAGCGGUUACAGUGGUACGCCGAGAAUCAGGAGCUUCUAGAUAAAGAUGCAGCUCGUCUCCGAGAGGCCAAUGAAGAAGCUGAGAAGCUGAAACUCGAGAUUGAAAAACUGAAAACUGAGUCUGGGAGCCCGACCACUCAGCAGAGGUUACGCUCGAAGGAAAGAGCUCUGGAUGCCAAAAGAAUUCAGGAUCUGGAGCGGCAGGUUAAAGAAAUGGAAGGAAUUCUGAAGAGAAGGUACCCCAACUCUUUACCUGCUUUGAUACUGGCUGCCUCGGCCGCUGGUGAUUCAGUAGACAGAAAUACAGUGGAGUUUAUGGAAAGAAGGAUAAAAAAGUUAGAAGCCGACCUGGAGGGCAAAGAUGAAGAAGCCAAGAAAAGCCUCCGCACCAUGGAACAGCAGUUUCAGAAGAUGAAGAUCCAGUACGAACAGCGGCUGGAGGAGCAGGAGCAGCUGCUUGCCCACAGACUGAAGGAAGCGCCACAGAACCAGCGCAACAGCUCAUCCAGGCUUAAGGCCCUUGAGACAGAACUGGGGGAGGUAAAGGAAGCCCAUCAGGUCACCGUAAAAAAGCUGGAAGCAGAAAUCGAUGUGCUUAAGCAUCAGAACGCCGAGUUAGAACACAAGAAGGGUGACAAGGAGGAUCAGGACCUCCAGUCCUUAGAAUUGCAGGUAGAGCAGGCGCACGCGAAAGCACAGCUGGCGAGACUCAACGAAGAACUGGCCGCCAAAGGGAGAGAGAUCCAAGACCUCUCGAGAACUGUGGAGAGGCUCCAGAAGGAGCGGAGGAUGAUGCUGUCCAGGCAGAGCCCCAGGAGCAGGGAGGAAACGUCCGCCAAAAGGCCAAAGAAAGAAGUUCUGCACCCAAACAGAGGGAAUGCAAAUUCCUUCCCUGAAACCCUAGAUGCCAAACUGUACCACCCCCACACCUUUACUGACUCUGAUGUUUCGGAGGUUCUACAAGAAAACUAUAGAUUGAAAACAGAGCUAGAGGGGUUGGUUUUAGAGAGAGAUAAGCUGAAGAUGGACUCGGAAGCAGCAGUGUACCAAUUUGAAAACUCCAUGAGAAGGGUCAAGGACGACACUGCAGCACACAUCGCGUCCCUCAAAGAGUCUCAUCAGAGGGAAAUAGAGAAACUCCUUUGCCAGAAUGCAGUAGAAAACUCCUCUUCCAAAGUAGCUGAACUGACUCGAAAAAUCACAACUCAAGAGGUACUUAUAAAACAUUUCCAAGGUCAAGUUAAUGAGCUGCAGGGUAAACAAGAAUCCCUUGCACUUUCUCAAGUUCGAGAAGAAAUCCUACAGAAACAGAUUACAAAACUCUUGGAUGAAUUGAAAGAAGCCAAAGAAAACCACACCCCAGAGAUGAAACACUUCAUGGGCUUAGAGAGGAAGAUCAAGCAGAUGGAGAUGAGGCAUAAGCAGAGGGAGCAGGAGCUCCAGCAGAUAAUACAGCAAACACGCCAAGUAGUGGAAAGUGAGCAAAGCAAGGAGGUUGAGAAGUGGAAGAGACUGGCACAGCUGAAGAAUCGGGAGCUGGACAAGUUCCGCGCAGAACUAGACUCCAUGCUGGACGUCCUGCGGGAGCUGCACCGCCAGGGGGUGGUUGUGCCGGUUGCUCUUGCGGACGAAGUAAACACGGCGAAGUUUUAGUCGCAGCUUGGAUCCGAGUGACCUCGUGGGAAGACAGAUGAAAACGUGCCACUGUCGGGACAGCUUUUGAAAAAUAAGGCUCUAUUACACAGACUUGUGUGACAGCAGGAGUAGCAAUGCUAGCCAGAAUAAACUGCCCUGAACCCACAAGGAAAAGAACAUAUGUCAGUCGUGGUGUGGUUUACUGAAAACCCUUAACUGGUCACAUUGGAGAUGACUUACGAGCAGGUUCCAUAAUGUCGGAAGACCACAACUAGCAAGGUUUGUUACAGAAGGUCUCACUCCCAGGCUAUAACGGAAGGAGAGCGGGGCUCGUCCUCAGCCACAUUUUAUAGAUUAAAUGUGUACUUCUCAUUAUCCAUAGGACAAGAAAGCAGCUCUUUCUCAUGAAAUGGGAGAGGGAUGUGAGCUGCAUGCUGGGGACAGUCUCAUCAACUACCAGCUGAGCUACAGAGAUCUCAGUAAUUUAAAUGACAGUUGUGACUUCUAUACAGGGAAACAGCAAGGUCUCUUGGGUGUUUUGGACCUAAUAUAAAUUGACAACUAUUGGCAUGGUUUGAUGUAUCCAUUACUAGGCCAGGUCUAGUAAAUGACAGUCCUAGUUUUUGGCAGCUCUAAAAUUAUAAACAAUAUUAGAAGUUUUACCUUUUCUGUUGAAAAAGAAAUACUAUGUACAUUAGAAAAAAUAAAAAUAGCUGUAGCUGAUCUUUACAGUCCCAUUUUUUAAAGCAGAUCAGAAACGUGUGAGAUGAUGGUAAAUCAAAGCUGCAGCCAGUUUGCCUUCAAGGAUCUCUCCCAGUCUGUCGUAUAGCCGCUUGCUAUUCAUGGAGACACACUUGGUGUCUGUCCUGGGUGCUCCUGGUCAUCCCGUCCAUGGAGACACACUUGGUGUCUGUCCUGGGCGCUCCUGGUCAUCCCGUCCAUGGAGACACACUUGGUGUCUGUCCUGGGCGCUCCUGGUCAUCCAGAACACCUGGUUGCUCUUAGCCCCAGGGAGCAUAAGAGCUGCAUAGUAAAUUUUAAUUUUUAGUCACUUACAAGGAACCGUGAACUAAAUCUUUAGAAUAUAUUUUACAUUAAUAACACAUUUUGAUUUGGACUACUUUCUAGCUACAUGUGCCAGUAAAUGCAAUUCUGAGGUAAUACUUGCAAAAUAGAACAUUUCAUAAGGGAUAGAUAGGUGAGUGAGUCUAGUGAAGUCAUGAGCAAAGGCUGUGAAGUGUGUAUAUAUAUAGAUAUAGAUAUAUAGCACCUGUUAAAUACAAGUGUAAUUACUGCCGUAAUGCCAACAUUCUGUAGUGUGUUUUCUUUCUUAGAAAGGAGUAAAAAAGCAUUAUCAUUUUCAAUUUUUUCUUGUACAACAUUUCAAAGUUAUAAUACAAAUAAUUCAUUUUAUUAUUUAGGUGUUGUGUGUUUAUCAGUAUACAUGCCUAUGAAUAUAUAGCUUCCCACCCCACCCUGUCCUUUUGACUGAUUCUGUAUAUGAGUCAUUCAAAGUAUAAAGCUGGUUCUAAAACACAAGGAAAACCUUGCAAGGUCGGUGUUGACUAGUAAGCCAAGUCCAAAUACAUUAUUUCUGUCUGUACAUGGAUGCCCUUGAGGAAUGGGGCUUAGCAUAUCCUGGAGCUGUUGCAAUCUGCUGGUCCCAUCCAGUCUAGACAUCCUUGUCUCAUAAGAUGGGCUGCUGCAGUGGUCUAGAGAAUGCACAGGAGAGGGUGGCAUGCUUAACACCCAGUGGCUCUUCAUGAAGUAAUGGUGUUCAGAGGGCCCUAUUUACUACUGCAUGGUCCCUCAGAAUCUAAUUCUCUUGUUGAGCUUCAUCUUGGAAACAGGUGGAGGCAUCCUGCCUUUAUUGGUGCAAAUGUGUUUAGAGGCUAAGAUGGCGUAACAGUGAGAGAGUAGUGAAGAGCAUAGAACCCAAUUUUUAAUAGCAGUAGGAUGGAGGCUAUGACCCUACAGUUUGGGGUGACAUGGUGUGAAGGCUCUGACAGAGCUCUGGAUGUGGAGCUGCUAAAUUCCAGUGCGAUUUUCUUCCUUUUUGACAGUACGGGGAAUCUGACCCAGAAUGCCAUAGAUGCCAGGCAAGUGCCCUUUUUACUUUUGAGACAGUCUUGCUGUGUGUUCCAGGUUUAAGUCCGACUUGAAAUCCUCCUGCCUUGUUCUCCUCAGUGCUAGGGCUACAAGUGUGUAUCACCCAAGUGGGCUCCAAUGAGAGCUUUUCUUUCUGAUGGUGCUGCUGUUUUAGUUUUCAGACAGGAUCUCAUCUAGUUCAGUGCUGGGAUUUGAAUCCAGAGCUUUGUGCAUGCAGACAAGCACUCUGAGCUACACAUCCCCAGCCUGAUGAACUCUAUUAAGAAGUAGGCAAUAGCAGCAGCUUUUCACCACAAGAGGGAAUUAACCUUGCAUUGACUCAAACAUUAAUGACCUUUUCUAAGGCAAGUGCCAAGCAAGAUGAUGCUGGUUUACUUUGGGGCAGAGAGCCACCAACCCUGGUUGCUUCUACACCUGUAAAUGGGCUUAAAUCCCAAUAAGCUCCCAAAGGUGAAAUACAAACUGUGACCCACAAAGAGGUGUGAGUUUUCUAAUUUAUACAAGUAGAACCCGAGGGAUUAAUGGGAAAAUGCAUAUGAAGGAAUAUUAAGUUGGAUCAGACCAAACAUAGUGAUAAGCAUCCACAAAAGCAGAGAUUCUGAAUAAAGAACUCAUCAAAUUGGGGAUGUAGCCCCAUCAACAGAGUGCUUAUCUAGUAUGCACAAAGACCUGGAUUCAAAUCCCAGCACUGGAAUAGAUGAGAUCCUGUCUCAAAACUAAAUUUUGCAUUUCAAGGACUUCUAACAGUUUGUUUGGCUGAAACAUGGAUCAAAAACAGCUGAUAACAAACUGGAACUGUUUAGGGAUAGAAUGUUACCAUGUAAUUGUCACUUACAUGUAUUAAUAUGCUGCAAGGGUUGUGGGAGGCCAGCUCCCACCUUUUGAAGGGUUCUUAUGAGAGAGGGAUAAGAAAAUAUUACCUAGAAAGAGACCUGGAAGAUAAGACAGACAAAAACACAGGACAGCUUCAGGAGGGCC
This is a messenger RNA of Onychomys torridus (southern grasshopper mouse), 7570 nucleotides long. It is a transcript of the gene Cep162, whose product is annotated as centrosomal protein 162. The record is from RefSeq and is a predicted model, not a curated record. Lineage: Eukaryota; Metazoa; Chordata; Mammalia; Rodentia; Cricetidae. The coding region runs from base 284 to 4501 and encodes 1405 amino acids. Gene Ontology annotation, biological process: cilium assembly. Gene Ontology annotation, cellular component: centriole; centrosome; axonemal microtubule. The transcript is spliced from 27 exons.